CAACCCAACCCAACCCAACAACACUAACCAUUACCCACCAUGGCCAAGAAUACCAAGCUCCCGCGCGGCGUAAGAACCACCAAACCAUACAUCUGGAUCCUCGCCAUCAUCUGCGCAUUGCUCGCCGUGGCCGUCAUCCUCACCGGCAUGGUCGUCUUCAUCAUCUACAUCAUCUACCAACCCAGACUCCCUUACCUCAAAGUCCCAUACGCUCACCUCGACAAGCUCAUAUACGACCAGUCAGGCUCCCUUGACACUGAGCUAGCUAUCACCAUCGUCGCCGAGAACGGCAACGCGCGCGCUCACGCGAGCUUCUCUGACCUUGACUUCUUCAUCAAGUUCCACGGGAUCGAGAUCGCCGAGCUCGUUGCUGACCCGUUUGAAGUUCAGAAAAACAGCUCGCUCGUACUCAACUACAUGGUCCCGUCGGCGAUGGUGCCGCUAGACGAGGGAGCCAUGACGGCCAUGGACGCUGCCCUGCGCAGCGACCGUAUCCCCUUCGAUCUUGUUGGCUCGGCCAAGAUGCGCUGGCGCGUCGGCAUUUUCCUUUCGGUUAAGUUCUGGAGUCAUCUCUCCUGCCGCAUCGUCUUCUCCUACGCCAACAUGUCCAGUCUCGGUCUAGAUUGCAGUUCCAAAUCUCAUUAAUCCUGUAUAUAUAUAUAUAUAUAUAUGUACAUAUAUAUACACACCCUACAAAAGAAAA
Molecule: messenger RNA, 703 nt
Organism: Dioscorea cayenensis subsp. rotundata (Guinea yam)
Lineage: Eukaryota; Viridiplantae; Streptophyta; Magnoliopsida; Dioscoreales; Dioscoreaceae
Exons: 1
Coding region: 40-645 (201 amino acids)
Cellular component (GO): plasma membrane
Source: RefSeq, a predicted model, not a curated record